Clunio marinus is the source of this 531-nucleotide messenger RNA. The record is from the annotation of a GenBank genome assembly. NCBI's taxonomy places the organism in Eukaryota, Metazoa, Arthropoda, Insecta, Diptera, Chironomidae.
AUGAAGGAUUUUAUUUUGAAGUUUAAUAAUGUUCAGUUCAGUGUAGUAGUAAGCCUGAUUGCAAUAUCACUUAUUGCAGUAUUUCUCACUCUAUCUACAAUAGUUCUCGUGAUUGUUAAUUCUAUUUAUCUGAUUUAUUUUGUUAUUUACUUGACUGCUGGUAUUCUUCUGAUCAGAUCUGUCAAGAGAAGGACAUACGCAAAUAUGAUGUUCUACAUGGUUCUGCUUGUUAUUGGAAUAAUUGUUUCAUUUCUGCAAUUAUUUUCUUUCUCUCCUAUUGGAGUUGCUAUUGCAGUGAUCACAUUGACAUUAAACAUCUACAUCUUCAUUUGCAUUUAUUCCCUUUAUGACCUGUUCAGAAAUGAAGAAUUGAAUCGAAGGCAAACAACACAAGGGCAAUCUCAACAACCUUCUUCCUUUCAUACACCUACAGUUGUUUAUCUGCAAAAUCAAGAACCAAAUCAACAAACAGUAUUCCAACAUCCACCAACAGCACCUCAAUUAUCACCACCAGUCGUGUAUGAAAAAUAA